AUGUCGAGAAACCUGAAGCGAUAUAGUAGUAGAAAGAAUCAAAUUAGGGACUUUUUCAAUAGCCCAAUAUAUGGCAGUGGUGCAUGCCCACUCUGUGAGAACAACGCUACGCCCGAAAACUUGAACAAACAUCUCAACGAUAAUUCAAAUAGCAAAACCUGCGGCGACGUUCACUUGGAACUCUCAUUAAUCAAACAAGCUUCCCAGCCAGAUUUAUGUGAUGCAAAACAACAGUUAUAUCGGACCAAAUGCUGUCCUGAGGAGACUGGAGUUGAAGAGCAUGUCGGGCCAACGGUUGGGACAGCCCUGGGAUUCUUGGCAGUAUUGAUAUUGAUCAAGAGGAUCUUGUCAUUACGAGUUCGGGUCAUUUCGAAUGACGAUGAAAGCGUUUCGUCGCAAUCGAAAUAUGAGCAAAUGGAAGACGGUGUUAGGUCGGAUGGGGUUGAUUCCCAAAAGGGGUCGCAUUCCGUGGCGGUAAAGCAAAUCGUUGUCGACCGACGCUCGCAAGUUGUGUAG
Molecule: messenger RNA, 516 nt
Organism: Cylindrotheca closterium
Lineage: Eukaryota; Bacillariophyta; Bacillariophyceae; Bacillariales; Bacillariaceae
Source: the annotation of a GenBank genome assembly